This is a messenger RNA of Dreissena polymorpha, 6060 nucleotides long. Its product is annotated as lysine-specific demethylase 6A-like. Gene Ontology annotation, biological process: regulation of gene expression. Bases 138 to 3839 code for a protein of 1233 amino acids. Gene Ontology annotation, molecular function: protein binding; histone H3K27me2/H3K27me3 demethylase activity; chromatin DNA binding. The record is from RefSeq and is a predicted model, not a curated record. The transcript is spliced from 29 exons. Gene Ontology annotation, cellular component: MLL3/4 complex. NCBI's taxonomy places the organism in Eukaryota, Metazoa, Mollusca, Bivalvia, Myida, Dreissenidae.
UUCGUGAUUUAUUUCAAUAUACCAAGCACAGCUUCCUUCAGGAAACUAAGAACUUUACUUUUCAUUUCGGAAAUUAAAGGGAAGUUUGUUAACUUUUAAAUCGGACUAAGAAGCUGCUUUGUUUAAAAAGUGAGAGUAUGCUCGAAAUGGCCUCGGAUAAUGAGAAUUUGGAGUUGACAGAAGGCGAACAUCGACUAAUAAUGAAAUAUGACAGUUGUCACUUUGGAUUUUUGAAGCUUGAUAAACCAGAUGAAGCACAAACUAAACUGCUGUUAGAAAAGGGCGUGAAGUUCUACGAGUACGUGAUCAAGGCUGCAGUGAGGCAGGCCAAGAGAGACAAGUCAGGCCAGCCAGCCAUUGAGUCAGCCAUCUUCUGUAGACUGGGUCACCUACUGCUACUUCUGGAACAGUAUGAAAAAGCCCUGUCAGCCUAUCAGAAGUACUACCAUCUAGAAGAGAACCACUGGAAGAAUGCCCCGUUCCUGUAUGGACUUGGAUUCGUGUACUUCCAUUUCAAUGCCUACCAACUGGCGACUCGUGCAUUCCAGCAGGUGUUGUACACUGAGCCAGGAUUCCAGCGCGCCAACGAAAUCCAUAUACGCCUGGGUUUCAUCUUCAAGAUUGGCAAAGACUUCGACAAAAGCCUCAAGCACUUCCGUAACGCGUUGUCGGACUGUAAUCCCUGCUCACUGACAAAAGCUCAAAUCAAGCUGCAUAUAGCCCAUCUGUAUGAAGUUCAGGGCCAGUACAGGCAAGCCAAGGAGGCUUAUGAGCAGUUCAUAGCAUCUGAGGACGGUAGUGAGGACCUGUACAAGGCCACCGCACACAAACAGCUUGGUUGGCUGUACCACACUGUAGACUGUCUGGGAGAGAAGACUGUCAGGGAGGAGCUUGCUUUACAGCACCUCAAGGAGUCUCUCAACUACGAUAAGUCGAACGGUCAGACCUGGUACCUCCUGGGCAGGUGUUAUUCGAGCCUUGGUAAAGUGCAUGAUGCGUUUGUCUCGUACCGGAAAUCCAUUGACAAGUCGGAGGCCAGCGCCGACACCUGGUGUUCAAUAGGGGUUCUGUACCAGCAGCAGAGUCAGCCUAUGGACGCUCUGCAGGCGUACAUCUGUGCUGUGCAGCUCGACAAGUCUCACUCUGCCGCCUGGACCGAUCUGGGACUCCUAUAUGAAACCUGCAGCCAACCUAAGGACGCUCUCACCUGCUACAUCAACGCUACAAAAACUGCCAAAGGAGGAAUAGUCAGCCCUUCACUAGGUGGAAAGAUCAAAUUUCUUCAGCAGCACCUGUCCAAGGUGAUGCAACAUCUCCAAAGCAAGCCCAGGACUCUGCCAAGCCUGGAGGAAGCCUGGGCCCUGCCUAUCCCCGCAGAGCUUACGUCCCGUCAAGGCUCUGGUACCCCUCACACGGUACAGAAGUCCCCCAUAGUGCCACAGUCUGGGGGAGCCAGUCCAGCACCCGGCCAGCAGGCCUUUGGAGCCCAAAGCUCACUAAUUGACGACAAGAAAAAGAAAAUGCAGGCAAGAAAACGGCCCUCAUCUGAGAUGGAGCAGUCCAGUUCACCCACUGCCCAGUCUGCCGCCCCUCAACUGAUCUCCAGUCAGCAGCUACAACUGCUGCACCAGCUUAGACAGAACGAGCCAAACCUGGAUGCCCAGGGGAGACAAAUCUUGCAGGACCUACAACGCCAGCUGUUUCUACAACAGCAACACGACAAGCUCAGUAUACUCAAUCAGCAGAGUCAUCAAGGCCAGACCUCAGGGACCAGCUCACAGUCCGGCCUGUACGGUGCCCGCCCCUCCAAUGGAUCUCAGUCCCAGCCCUUUACCACGCCGGGAACCAGCGCAUCCGAAACCAGCAGGGGCCAGGACCCCUACCCUCAGGGACAUCCUUCAUCACUAGAUAGGUUCUCACAGCUCCCUACCACAGGUAGCCCUUUAAAAGGGCCACAGCUGCCGCCUGGGUAUUCUAGCCAUCCGGGCAACAUUCCAUAUGGGGCACUGUCUCAGGGCCCGCAUCUGGAACACAGCAGUGCUAGUGCAGUGAACGAGAAAGACAUCACUCAGUUUGCCCAGGAUCUGUUGGAACAGUUCGGAAACCACUCUCGCUCUGUGGAGUUGACUACUCGAGGAGACGGGAAAUCUAGUCACGGUGAUAUAAGACUCGGGGAGGUGGGGGGUGUGUGCGGUGGGUUACAUUCCAGUAAUUCUCAGGAUAUAAGGCUCGGCGGUGCGAGCGUUGAGAAGAUACUCAAGCUUGACAGUGAGAUGUUGAAGUUUGAGGCCGAGGGAUCCAAACAUGGCGCACUGCCCCGUCUGAACAUCCACAUGUCUGGGGAGCAGAUCAUAGAAACCUGCAGGGGAUACGGGAAGAGUGGUCUACAGACUGGUAUCCUAGGUGACCGGCCCCCACCUCGCCCGCCCAGCCCCCCACAACCCCCUCUGCCAAAGGACCGCCUGAACCCCCCAACACCCAGUGUAUAUUUGGAGCUGAAGAAGGAUGCCAGUUCCCCGGAGCUCCAGCAGUAUUGCCAGUCCCAACCUGUUGUGGUCAUACGUGGCAUGGCCAGCGCACUCAAACUUGAUCUCGGCCUGUUCUCCACCAAGAGCUUGGUGGAGGCCAAUGCAGACCACCCUGUGGAGGUGAGGACACAGAAGAUGCAGGCUCCAGACGAGAACAGGGACCAGUACGGUAACAAGGUGUGGCAGUGUGAGAGUUCACGUAACCGCACCACGAUAGCCCGGUAUGCCCAGUACCAGGCCGCCAGUUUCCAGGAGUCUCUCAAGGAGGAGCAUGAGAAGGCCAAGGGCAUCUUUAAGGAGUCGGACAGUGACUCCAACUCAUCCAUUACUUCAAGGCGCAAGAAGGCUAAGAUGAUCAAGUUUGGCACAAAUGUGGACCUAUCUGACCCCAAGAAGUGGUAUCAGCAGCUGCAGGAGAUUGCCAAGUUGCCAGCGUUCUGUCGCCUGGUGUCCGGCAGCAACAUGCUGAGUCACCUUGGCCACACCAUACUGGGCAUGAACACCCUGCAGCUCUAUAUGAAGGUGCCAGGCUCUAGGACACCAGGCCACCAAGAGAACAACAACUUCUGUUCUAUCAACAUCAACAUCGGCCCUGGGGACACGGAGUGGUUUGCAGUGCCAGAGCAGUACUGGGGUGUGAUCUGUAACAUGUGUGAGAGGAACAACGUGGACUAUGCGUCUGGUUCUUGGUGGCCCAUACUGGAGGACCUGUAUGAUGAGAAUGUGCCCGUGUAUCGCUUCAUACAGAAGCCCGGGGACCUGGUCUGGGUUGGGCCGGGGUGUGUCCACUGGGUGCAGGCUAUUGGCUGGUGUAACAACAUUGCCUGGAACGUGGGCCCCAUGACAACACGGCAGCUACAGAUGGGACUGGAACGAUACGAGUUCAACAAACUCCAGAACUACAAGUCCAUUGUGCCCAUGCUGCACCUCGUGUGGAAUAUCGCAAAGAAUGUGAAAAUUACUGACCAGAAACUGUUCGACUUACUCAAGUCCACCCUGAUGUCCUCUCUACGUAACAUCCAGUUUACAAUGGACUUUGUGACCGACAUGGGACUGGACAUCAAAUGGCACGGCAGGGUAGAGGGAGAGGCUGCACACUACUGUAACGUGUGUGAGGUGGAGGUGUUUAACAUCCUCUUCGUGAAGGAACAGGAUAGCAAGUUUGUGGUGCACUGCCAGGGCUGCAGUGUGAAGAUGCAGCCCAAACUGGAGGGCUUUGUAGUCCUCAACCAGCACCGACUGGAAGAUCUCAUUGCCAUCUAUAACAGCUUCACUAUGCAGCUACCUGCCAGGCAGAUCAACACUUACUAGGUACGGGAACCACUUGCUAGAUUACACAGCAGGGAUUCAUCACUCACAGACUGUACAGCCAGCCAUCAGGACCUCUCAUAUCUCAUCAUCACGUAUUUAUAAGACAUCAUUGUCAUCAUCAUUUCAUUAACUCAUGUGAGCCUUGUUCUGGGAAUACUGGGCUUAAUGCAUGGGCUUAACCCUUAACCACUUAAAUUCACAUUUUGAAGCAUUUGUAGUCCCUUAGAAAGUAACAGUUUGUUAAAUACCUUUCUUACUAGAUUCAAGUUUUACAGGCUUCAUUUCAAACCCUUAGUUACUGAUGAGCAGCAAACAGCAUAAAACCUGAACAGACUGCGAGUUACUCACUGGCUGUUCUGGUUUUUUGCUGGUUGCAAAAGCCAUUUUCACUUUGCUUCUUAUGGGUGAAAGGGCUAAAGUGUAGUCCCAGAUUAAUCUGGCAUGACACUUUUCGCUUAACUGGAUUUGUGUUUAGGGCAGAUUUCCAUAAAAACAGAAAGUAUUGUACUGGGUUAGCCUGUGCGGAUAGUACAGGCUUAUCUGGGACGACACUUAACGCAAUGCAAUAAGCCAGGUUUUCCCAGAAAGAGGCUCUAUUUAUAAGACAUUGUCAUCAUCAAAUCAUUAAGAAGCAGAUUCAGUGUAAGUGAUGGUACCAAAGUGUGACUUCUUUCUGCUGCGUAUCACAGGGCAGUUGUCCUGGAAACUGUGACAUAUUUGUAUGACUGUUGGUGUCAAAUGUGUCGCCAUUUGUUAUCAUUCGUAUUGAUGUUAUUUUUUGCAAAUAAUUAUGUGUUUGUUUUUCAUUGUUUAUGUCUCUUUUCUCCAUUCUGUAUUAACUAUGGAUACAUUAGUUAUUGUGUUUAAUAUUGAUAACCCUUUACCACUCAGGUACACACUCUGACGCGUAUUUAGUCCCUUAAAAAUCAAUUAAAGAUAAAGACCUUUCCUACUAGAUUCAAGUUUUUAAAUUCAUUUCCAACUCUUCGAUACUUUGAGCAGCAAAGAGCAUAUCACAUGAACAGCCUUCGAGCUACUUGUAGACUGUUUUAGUUUUAUGAUUGUUUUACACUAGCCACAAUAGUUUUACACAAAAGCUAUUUACACAAAAGCUAUUUACACAAAAGCUAUUUACACAAAAGCUAUUUACACUUUGCUUCUGAGUGUUAAAGGGUUAAAAUAGCUCUCUGCUAAUUUUAUAUUGCCACUAAAAUUCAAUCACAUUGUUUUAAACAAGUCGUUUGUUUCAUUAUUGUCUUUGCAAACUUUUCUCACAGUCUUAUUUAUUUAUGUUUCACUUUAAGCAUAAACGCAUAAUAUAUUUUUCAAUUAUUUGUUUAGAAACACUAUAUAGACUUUAAAGAGGUAAUAAAGAACGAAUGACGUAAAAUGGAAAAUGUUUGUAUGAAGUUUUUGUUCCUGACUGUAUUUAAAAUACAGGGUCAUGUGUGAAACUUGUGUGAAGAUUGUGUUUAAUUAAGUCUGUCUUUAAGAAAACAGGGUUUAAUGCAUGUGUGUAAAGUGAUGUCCCAGAUAAGCCUGCGCAGUCCGCUUUAAUGGAAAAUCAUUAAAAGAAAUACUCUUUAAAUGAGAAUCCAGUCAAAGCAAAAAGGGUCGUCCCAUAUCAAGCCUGUGCUGACUUCGCAGGCUAAUCUAUACAACACUUUUCCCACAUUAAUGAAGCAUGUUUUUUCCCGAGUGGGCUCAUUUAGAUUUUUAACUUAUGGAACUUAACCCAUUUAUGCCAAGUGGACUCUCCUAUCCUUCUAAAUUGGAUCAAUUUAUUUCCAAAAUUAGGGAUGUCUAGUAUAUUUAUUUCUAUUAUUAGAAUAUUUCUUACAGAAAUUCCUUUAAGCAAACAGCGCAGACCCUGAUGAGACGCCGCAUCAUGCGGCGUCUCAUCUGGGUCUUCGCUGUUUGCCAAGGCCUUUUUUCUAGACACUAACCAUAAAUGGGUUAAAACAUCUUUAUGGUUUAUCUUGCAAUUCACAACUUGACAAUAUUGUUAAUGUAUUUUUUGAUGACCAAAAUACAAUAGGGUAUCUGAUAUUAUUUCUUAAUUAAAAUGUACUUACAUGUUUAGAUGGAAUUUUAAAAAUUUGAAGCACGCAUUAGUAUAAAAGUACCUUCUUUUGUGGUUUUGUUCAUUUCAGAUAACAUCUUUAUUGUCCGCUUGAAUACUAGUGAGACAUUAAUAUUUAUUACAAAACAUUAUUCAUUU